AUCUCCACUGACAUAUGACAUCCGAUUAAACCUCCGAAGCGGCUGAAGAUGGUUCUAGUUUCUUUUUCUCCAAGCAAUUCAAACCCACGACCAAAAGGCCUCUAAAUCUCUCCACCUUGAUCACAGAUAUUCUCUCCCAGCAUAGUCUAUAUUCCCUCAGCUCGCCAAAAUGAUGGUGAAUCCACAGGAGAGCUUGCCUUCGGCCAAGACCAUUCUAUCGGCGGUGGCAUCACUCACCGCCUCCGCGGUGCUCCUCCGAACCUUCUACAACGAACUAAUUCCCGAUGCGGUUCGAGACUAUUUCUUCGCACGGCUCCAUGACUUCUCAACCCGUUUCUCCUCCCAACUCAUCAUCGUUAUCGAAGAACUUGAUGGGCUUACCGCCAACCAAAUGUUUGACGCUGCUAAUGUUUACUUGGGCACAAAGCUCUCUUCAUCCUCGGGAAGGAUUAAGGUCCACAAGCCAGAAAAACAGAAGGAAUUAGCCGUGACCAUUGAUAGGAAUCAAGAACUUAUUGACAUAUUCGAAGGUGUCGAUUUCAAGUGGGUUUUGGUUUCUUCGCGUAUUGAAAAACCAAUUUCAAGUAAGAACCGCGACGGUAAUGUGCUUGAGCGCUCAGAUGUUAGACACUUCGAGCUAAGCUUUCACAAGAAACACAGGGACAUGGCACUAAGAUUCUAUCUUCUACAUAUUCUACGAGAAGCAAAUGCCAUUAGAGAUGAGAAGAAAGCCGUGAAGCUCCAUACAAUAGAUUAUAGUGGGACUGAUUAUUGGGGUUCAAUCGACCUCAAUCAUCCAGCCACGUUUGACACUAUAGCCAUGAACCCUGAAACUAAGAAGACAUUGAUCGACGAUCUCAAUAAGUUUAUUGAGAGGAAAGAAUAUUAUAAAAGAGUAGGAAAGGCUUGGAAACGUGGGUAUUUGUUAUAUGGACCACCAGGAACAGGGAAAUCAAGCUUGGUUGCAGCCAUGGCUAACUAUCUGAAGUUUGACAUUUAUGAUAUGGAUCUGAGGGAAGUCCAAUGCAAUUCAGAUUUAAGAAGGCUAUUGAUUGGCACUGGAAGUCGUUCAAUAUUAGUAAUUGAGGACAUUGAUUGUUCUAUUGAGCUGCAAGACAGGAGUUCAGAUUCAGAAAAUCAAACCAAGUUUGCUGAGGAUGAAAAGAUUACUCUGUCUGGAUUAUUGAACUUCAUUGAUGGCCUAUGGUCGAGCUGUGGAGACGAGCGGAUAGUGGUAUUAACCACGAACCACCUGGAGCGGCUAGAUCCGGCAUUGUUGAGACCUGGGCGUACGGAUUUGCUCCUGCAUAUGUCUUAUUGCGACCUUAGUGGUUUCAAGAUAUUAGCAUAUAAUUACCUAUUAAUUCAGGAACAUCCCCUCUUUGAAGAAAUUGAAGAACUAUUAGAUAAAGUUGAGGCAACGCCUGCUGAAUUAGCUGGUGAGCUAAUGAAGAGUGACAACGUUACAAGUUCACUUCAAGGCCUCAUUCAAUUCCUCCAUGGCAAGCAAGAGAAAACUCGACUGCCAGACCUCAGAACAGACUCAGGAAAAGCUUAGAUUUGCUGCUACUGUUACCUCCCCUUGAAGUCAACUAGAAAUUUUACUCAAUUUUCGAAUUAAGAGCAUUAUCUAUGCUUUCAUAUCUUGUCGUCGAACUGAAUUAUUUUUCCUGUACAGAUGCAAUCGGAGUUUGUAUUUGUAGCAUGGAAAAUGCUACAUGCAUCUCAGGAAUCGAUUUUUCUAUACACACUAGAUCAUUAAUGGA
Molecule: messenger RNA, 1766 nt
Organism: Benincasa hispida (wax gourd)
Lineage: Eukaryota; Viridiplantae; Streptophyta; Magnoliopsida; Cucurbitales; Cucurbitaceae
Product: AAA-ATPase At3g50940-like
Molecular function (GO): ATP hydrolysis activity; ATP binding
Source: RefSeq, a predicted model, not a curated record